Syngnathoides biaculeatus (alligator pipefish) is the source of this 2769-nucleotide messenger RNA. RefSeq names its product CoA synthase (gene coasy). Gene Ontology annotation, molecular function: pantetheine-phosphate adenylyltransferase activity; ATP binding; dephospho-CoA kinase activity. Gene Ontology annotation, biological process: coenzyme A biosynthetic process. The transcript has 10 exons. The record is from RefSeq and is a predicted model, not a curated record. NCBI's taxonomy places the organism in Eukaryota, Metazoa, Chordata, Actinopteri, Syngnathiformes, Syngnathidae. The coding region runs from base 464 to 2119 and encodes 551 amino acids.
ACACCGACCCUUCCUUCAACGAGCUCCUCUAUCAAAGCGGCUGUUUAACCAUUUGGAUCGCCUCGUUAAACAUUCCCUUUUCUAAAAAAGUGCGGCCGCUAAGGUAUGUUUUUGUAGGCAGACUACUUUGAAAAUCAACCUUUUGUUUUUUUUGAGGGCGUGCCAAGUUUACGAGGUCUCCGAGUGUCAACCUUUGUUGACAGUUGUGCGCGAAUGAUGGCACGUAGCUAGCUAGUUUUGCUAACCGAGUGUGUAGCGGCCCAACGAUGAUUUAUGGAUAUUAAAAGCUGAUAAGUGGCAUUAGUGUGUUCCCGUACUCCCGAGCAAGAGCGUCAACCCACAAAAAGUGAGCCAACUGUAAGCAAAGUAGCUGCUGGUGUACUCGGGAAGUGGUGAGACAUCGGAAUAAGAAGUUGGAUCAACUUUCGUUGCGACCGUCCGGGCAACGCCGGCACCCGGGACCAUGUCAAUGUUCAGCACCGGCAUCCUGGUUCUGACAUCGCCCCUCCACGCCCUGCGCGUCGUCCCCGUGCUGAGCUCCGCCGCCAAGCUGGUGGAGCGCACCCUCUACGUCCACCUGCACCCGGGCCUCAACCUGGGCGGCGGCGGCCAACCGCGACCCGUCUUCAUCCCGCCGGCCGUCGACCUGUGCUCGCUCAUCACGCGCCUCUACAGUAACGCGGCCGACGUGUGCGCGCACCUCGACGUCCGCGUCCUGCUCGCCAACGUCCAUCCGUCCCCCGGCAUCGGCGGCCCCUUUCCCACGCCGCAGUACCUGUCCCACCCCCCCGAGGUGCUCCUGACGGACUUCCCCCUGCAGGAUCCGGCGCAGUCCAACCAGGUGACGCAGUGCCUGCGGGGUUACGCCGGACGCUGCUACGCGUGCCGGCCCGGCCUCCCGUCGGUGUUGCUUGAUCCUCCGCCGCCGGCUACGUCGGACCAAGAGUCGGAUCCCGGGCUUACGGUGCCCGAAGAGGAGGGGAAGCCGUUGGAGACGUACCCCGACGUGGUGGUGGGCGGCACCUUUGACCGCCUCCACGGGGCCCACAAGACUCUGCUCAACGUGUCGUGCUUGCUUGCCACCAGACGCUUCGUGAUCGGCGUGUGCGACCGAGGAAUGCUGAAAAAAAAAGUCCUGCAAGAGCUUAUCCAGCCGUACACCGUCCGCGUGGAACAGCUGAGCGAGUUCCUGCGGGACGUCAAGCCCACGCUGCAGGUGGAGAUCGUGCCCCUGGAAGACCCGCUCGGGGUGUCGGUGGUGGACCCGCUCCUCGGCUGCAUCGUGGUCAGCGAGGAGACCCGCAAGGGAGGCGAGGCCGUCAACAGGAAGCGGAUUGAGAAUGGCCUUCCUGCGUUGGUCCUUCACGAAAUCCACGUGCUCAAGGACGUGCACCACUCCGAGACCGAGGAGGAGAAAAUCAGCUCCUCCAGCCUGCGCUCCCGCCUCCUCGGGACCCUUCUCAUCCCACCCAAAGAAAGGCCCGGUCUGCCCCUCCGGCCGUACGUGAUCGGCCUGACGGGCGGCAGCGGCAGCGGGAAGACGUCGGUGGCCGAGCGCCUGGAGGCCCUCGGCGCCGUCCGCGUCGACUGCGACAAGCUCAGCCACCGAGUGUACGAGCCGGGAACCGCCGCCUACCGCCGCGUCGUGGAAGAGUUCGGACCGGAUGUCCUGAAUGAAGACAAAAGCAUCAACAGGCCCGCCUUAGGGAAGAAAGUGUUCGGAAACCAGGAAAGAUUAAAAGCGCUAACAGACAUCGUGUGGCCAGAGACGGCGCUUCUCGUCAAGAAUGCCAUCACCCAAGCCAGGGAACAAGGUAAAGAUGUGUGCGUGAUAGAUGCAGCAGUUCUUCUGGAAGCGGGCUGGACUGAAAUGGUCCACGAAGUGUGGGUGACCGUCAUCCCCGAGGAGGAGGCCGUAUCCCGGAUAACCGAGCGCGACGGCGUGGCGCCGGAAGACGCCCGGCGCCGCCUCCGGAGCCAGGCGUCCGACGCCCGGCGGCUGGAGCACGCAAACGUGGUCCUCAGCACCGCGUGGGAGCCCGAAGUCACCCGAAAACAGGUAUUAAAAGCGUGGAAUCUUCUACAGAAAAGGAUGCAGCAGAGGCGGGCGGGACAGUAAAAAAGUAAAACAGGCCGCGGCAAGGAGAACCCAAAACGGUACGACUGCAACACUCGAGUGCCUCCGUAGUAGCAGCAGCAGCAGCAGCAGCGCCUUUCGUACAGAGGACUACAUCGAAAAGAUGUACCUUUCACGCAGAACCCAGCAAAGGCAAUGACAUUCACGACGUCCAGCGUUAGCUAUAAAACACUUUGGUCGGACGGCCGCUGUUGCUUUCAACGCAGCAUUGGUAUCGUGCGCGGUCGAUCCAGUUGAAGACACGCGUACUCGGGGGGGGGGUGGCGGGCAUUUUGCGUGGCCGACUUUUACACGCUACAGUGACGGGCUCCAAACAUUGUCAAAGGCGCUAUAGAAUUUCCCGCAGAUUCUUUUUAUAAACCAUCAUAGUUUUAUCAUGCGUGUACUCAAACAAUUGUCGCUUUGUAGCAACAAAGCUUUUUUUUUUGUUUGUUUGUUUUCCCCCCUCCCCCUUUCACAACACUCAUUUGAUUGUAUUUAUAGAUGGCAAUAAUGACCUUUUUGACUUUGGGCCUUGCACAAAAUGAAUCAUUUGGGCUACCAAGGGACAGAAACGUACACUGUACAAGUAAUGCAUUUAUUGUUUCAGUGCUGUAGAGAAUUUCCACAAAUAAAUCAUGACCUUCCUUAGA